AUGGAGGAAAGCGGUACUUCAACUUAUUCGAAAAUGUUACACUUCAGGCCAGACGCGAUGGAGUCAGGCCGGUCCGCUGGUCGUCGCCUCUACGGUCUUUCAGUACUUCUAUCGCAAUUCGGUGUUCCUGCUCUGAUAUCGUCCAUCUGCUACUGGCUUAUUAGUCAGGUGAUGUCGUCACAAUUGGAACGACGACGAGGUCACACACUCCUCAAGGAGUCUGAGGAGAAGCUUGUGAAUAGGAAAGCUCGUGCAAACAGGAUGAUGAUUGCUAUGGUGCUUGGAUUCAUUUUUGCAUGGAUGCCACUGAAUGCUAUUAAUAUGUAUCGUGAUUGGGGUUCAUUCACCAAUAAACCAUGGUUUUCAACGGUGUUCGCCUUAUGUCAUGUAUCAGCGAUGACAUCGGCGGCUUUGAAUCCGGUGAUAUAUUCGUGGUUCAACCCACAGUUCCGUAAAGCCAUCCAAUCGUUGUGCCGUGGUGAUGGAAAGACGGUGAAAAGCAAAUUCCACACGGAUACUCAUACCAGACUUGCUGAGACACCACAACGAGAGAAAGCUCAAGCCGCAGUUUAUCGCUGA
Cooperia oncophora is the source of this 579-nucleotide messenger RNA. The record is from the annotation of a GenBank genome assembly. NCBI's taxonomy places the organism in Eukaryota, Metazoa, Nematoda, Chromadorea, Rhabditida, Trichostrongylidae.